AUGUCCUAUUCGCGUAAGAUAUCAUUCAUGACACGUGAUAAGGACCCAGACAGUGCAGACAGGGGAUGCGAGUUUUGCUUUGUUUGUUGGAGCGCAUUCAAAAAGGACGCAGCCAAAUACGUGGAUAGACUUUUGCGUGGCGAAUCGCCGUUCCCUGGAGGAUCGGAAUGGACGCCAGCGAUAUGGCUGAACGGGAACCAAUUCGGCCAUCCCACCUCUGGCGAUACCAUUGCAGUUAGUUGCGGGAGGCGAGGCCCCAAGUCAGAAUUUUGGCCAGAGGUGAAUCCGGAGCCCAUCGAAGCAGUGUUGGAGGUGUACGAGGAACCGGGCACUCCGUCCAAGUACAAUAUCAGGGGGCGAAGAAGCACAUCGUAUCAAAAUCCCGAGCUCCAUGUCGCUCUCAUAAAGCAAUGGAUGGCCACAUGUCGCGCCCAUCACCCUCACUGCUCACUUACAAGGGGAUCCGAAAUGCCCACCAGAGUAAUCCAUGUUGGGGAUCCCGCCAACAACAGACAGCCAAGGCUCGUUCCCACUGCUGAACGUGGCAUUUCUGAGCCAUAUGCCGCCCUGUCGUACUGCUGGGGUCCCAACACGGCUGAUGCUCCAAAACUGACUGACGCCACGUACUCCUCCUUCGUACAGGGCAUCAACGAGUCCAAGCUGUCCAAGUCGCACGAGGACAUGAUACAUCUUGCCCGCGCUCUCGGUAUCAAUUACGUCUGGAUAGACGCUCUAUGCAUCAUCCAGUUCAACACGGCCGACUGGGAGCGCGAAUCGAAACGCAUGGCUGUAGUUUACGGAAACGCUGCGCUAACCGUUAUAGCUGGGCGGUCAUCAGACUCGAAACACGGCUUCAUAGCGAACAAUUCAGAGCAAAAUAGGAUAUUCUGUGAAUUACCUAAAGAAGAGUCAGAAAAAUCGACAAUCAUGGUUGGUCUGAAGAGAUCCCCUGGGAUCGGCCCGACUUCGACCAGGGCAUGGUGUUUCCAAGAAAGGCUUCUCAGCCAACGGGCCGUUAUUUUUGGCGUAGAACAACUCAGGUUCUCUUGCAGGUCGGGAUCAGUGUAUGAGGACGGCUUGAAGACCACUGGGAAUGCCGGUUCGAAGCUGCUGGGAUUAGCACCAAUAAAACCACCGUCUCAGAAUGAGCAGCACGUAAUGCAUGAGGCCUUGAAAGAGUGGUAUGGGCUUUUGUUUCCGUAUACCAAGUGCCAGCUUUCUAAUCCGCACGAUGCUUUCGCCUCUUUGGCUGCCAUAGCACAGCAAGCCGCCACCGUCCUCAAGUCGCGCUACCUGGCCGGCAUCUGGGAAUGUGAUAUUGUGCGAGGGUUGAUGUGGCGGCCUACAUACCACGUCACACCUAAUUGGAAGCCAACUACGCGGCCAAAGCCUACGUCAUUAACAGGGCCUUGUCAAAAUAUUAUCCGCGCACCAUCUUGGUCAUGGCUUUCUGUUGAAGGAGAAGUAUCACAGGAGUCGUUUAUUCCUCCCAAGGUGGCCUUGUAUAAGGAUCAGUCGAAUUUAAAGAUUCGACCCAUAUCUCUUCAUCCAGAUAAGUGGUCAGAGGAUUCCGAGUGUGGAGUGGACAAGCUACACAUGCCAGCCUGUGAAUUACGAUUCAUGGGACGUGUGGUCGGGGCCCGAGUACUUGAAGAAUCACCCAGGUUGCGCUACACUGGCCUCAGAAAGUCGAUACAAAAGCCCGUCAGAACAUUAACACCCGGAAAAUACAGCGUGUUGAUAGUGGGAACUGGAGCUCCGGGUGGUAGACUGGACUCAGAUGAGCUCCUAAAUAAUGUAACCGCCCUGGGACACUUUGAUGUCCAGGAAGAAAGAGUGGGUUAUGGACUCAUCCUCAAGAAAAACUCUAAUGGGUCAUAUAGCCGUCUUGGGUGGUUCAUGCUAGAGCAAGAUGAAUGGUUUAGGAGUCAAGUUGAGACGGAUGUGAGACUUCGAUAA
Messenger RNA from Metarhizium acridum CQMa 102, 1959 nucleotides. The record is from RefSeq and is a predicted model, not a curated record. NCBI's taxonomy places the organism in Eukaryota, Fungi, Ascomycota, Sordariomycetes, Hypocreales, Clavicipitaceae.